Molecule: messenger RNA, 905 nt
Organism: Brachypodium distachyon (stiff brome)
Lineage: Eukaryota; Viridiplantae; Streptophyta; Magnoliopsida; Poales; Poaceae
Product: ethylene-responsive transcription factor ERF094
Exons: 1
Coding region: 223-873 (216 amino acids)
Biological process (GO): ethylene-activated signaling pathway; regulation of DNA-templated transcription
Molecular function (GO): DNA binding; DNA-binding transcription factor activity
Source: RefSeq, a predicted model, not a curated record
GUAGGAGUAUAUAAUUUCUUCUUUACUUGCUAUUUUCUGUCGUCGUUAAGUCAGAGCUUGUCUGCCCUGUCCUCCAAGUCUAGCUACCCAGCCAGCAUAAUUAAGCUUCAACACCUCGAUGGCUCGAUCGGCCAGCUAUGUAUAUAAGCAGUUGUAGACAUACGCCGAGUUGUAAUAGCCAUUCUGCCCGGCCAGCUUAGCUUAGAGAUUGCUUAAACAGAAAUGGGUCCAGCAGCUAAUCCUAAUCCUGUUGAGUACUAUGAGCACAGCUAUUCUUUUUCCUUGUCCUCCUCCGACUCCGAUCAACAUCCUCAUGCUAGCAUAGACCACGACGAGCAGGACCAGCAGCUCAUCAUGGAAGCCGCCUCCACUUGUAGCAGCAGCAGAAGAAGCUCCGCGCCGGCGUCGCUGAUCGGGGUGCGGAAGCGGCCGUGGGGCAAGUACGCGGCGGAGAUCCGGGACUCGACCCGGAACGGCGCGCGCGUAUGGCUCGGCACCUUCGACACCCCUCAAGCCGCAGCGCUGGCCUACGACCAGGCCGCCUUCGCCGUGCGCGGCGCGGCCGCCGUGCUCAACUUCCCCGUCGCCCGCGUCCAGGACUCGCUGCGCGCGCUCGGCAUCGGCAUCGGCAUCGGCAACGGGGAAGGGGAUUCGCCUGCUCUGGCGCUCAAGAGGCGGCACUGCAUCCGGAAGCGGAGCCCCAAGCAGAGGACUGCCGGCGCCGCCUGCGGCAGGGAUCGGACGGCGCCGGUGGUGAAGAGGAGAAGGAAGCAGCAGCCAGCGGCAGCGGCAGCGGCAGCGGCGUGCGUGCUGGAGCUGGAGGACCUUGGAACAGAGUACCUCGAGGAGCUGCUCACCUUGUCCGAUCUGUGAGCCACCGAAGGCCAUGGCCCAUGGCAAGUGUC